GCCGCCGCGUGUUUCAACGGCGCCACGUGUCACGACCGCGUCGGCUCCUUCUACUGCGAGUGUCCCGAAGGCAAGACUGGACUCCUCUGCCAUCUCGACGACGCGUGCGCUUCCAAUCCGUGUCACGGUGUUCCCUUCCCAACAGCCGGCGCCAUCUGCGACACUUCUCCCAUCGACGGCACAUACAUGUGUUCGUGUCCCACGGGCUUCAAAGGCGUCGACUGCACCCAAGACAUCGACGAGUGCCGCGAGAGUGGCUCCCCCUGCGAGCACGGGGGCACCUGUGUCAACACCCCCGGCUCCUUCCGCUGCGACUGCGCUCUCGGGUUUGCGGGUCCGCGCUGUGAGGUCAACAUAAACGAGUGCGACUCGAGUCCGUGUCUCAACGACGGCACGUGUUUGGACGAGCGCGGCUCCUACCGCUGCGUCUGUAUGCCUGGCUACUCCGGAGUGCACUGCGAGCUCGACGUCGACGAGUGCGCGCCUCAGCCCUGUCUGAACGGCGCGCUCUGCACGGACCUCAUCAACGCCUUCCGCUGUCUCUGUCCGCAGGGAUUCGAAGGCCAGAGAUGUGAACGCAAUCUCGACGACUGCUUCUCCACGCCCUGUCUCAAUGGCGGCCAAUGUCGCGACGAAACGCAAGGAUUCUCGUGUCUCUGUCCCAAAGGCUUCGCCGGCCAACAGUGCGAACUCAACGUCAAUGACUGCGAGUCCUCGCCGUGUCAUAGGGGCACAUGCGUCGACCAGGUCAACGGCUUCCGCUGUCAGUGCGACGCCGGCUUCACGGGCCUCCUCUGCCAAUCGCAGCUCAACGAAUGCCUGUCCACUCCGUGUCAGUUCGGCGGCACAUGUCGCGACCAUGUGAACGGCUACUCGUGUGACUGUCCGUUGGGAACGACGGGAAACAACUGCGAGUACAACGUGAACGAGUGUUGGAGCAAUCCGUGCAGAAAUGGCGGCGUUUGUCGCGAUCUCGUCGGCAAAUACCAGUGCGAGUGUCCCAAUGGCUUCUCGGGCGCCGUCUGCGAACAUGACGUCGACGAGUGCGCGUCCAAUCCCUGCGCCAAUGGCGGCUCUUGCGUGGACCGCGCCAACGGCUUCAAGUGCUUGUGUCCGAAGGGCUUCUUCGGCGCGCGCUGUCUCUCUGACGUCGACGAGUGCUCUUCGAGUCCGUGUCUGAACGGCGGCACGUGUGAGGAUGACGUCAACCAUUUCGUGUGUUUGUGUCCCAAAGGCUUCACUGGCGGUCGUUGUGAGCGCGAGAUCGACGAAUGCGCGUCCAAUCCGUGUCUAAACGACGGCCAAUGCGUCGACCGAAAGGCCGGCUUUCAGUGUCUUUGCGCCAAAGGCUUUUCCGGAACUCUGUGUCAAACGAACGACAAUGACUGCGCGCUCGAGCCGUGUCUCAAUGGCGGCCAAUGCGUGGAUCUCGUCGCGCGCUAUCAGUGCCGCUGUUCGCCCGGCUUUACAGGCAAUCACUGCGAGCGUGACGUCGACGAGUGUGCAUCCAAUCCGUGCGCGAACGGCGGCUCUUGCAUCGACCGCGCGAACGCCUUCCAGUGCUUGUGUCCCAAAGGCUAUUACGGCGCCCGCUGUCUGUCGGAUGUGGACGAGUGCGCGUCCAACCCGUGUCUCAACGGCGCCACGUGUGAGGAUGACGUCAACGCCUUCGUCUGCCACUGCGCGCACGGAUUCGCGGGGCGGCGCUGCGAACGCGAGACCGACGAGUGCGCGUCUCAGCCCUGUUUGAACGGCGGAAAAUGCCUCGACCUCCGCGCCAACUACCAGUGCGUGUGUCCGCAGGGCUUCUCCGGCCGCUUCUGCGAGCAGAACGUGAACGACUGUUCGCGCGUCACAUGUCUGAACGGCGGCACGUGUGUGGACGGCGUGAACGCGUUCCAGUGCGUCUGCGCACAACCCUUCACGGGCUUCUACUGCGAGUCCGAAGUCUCGCCCUUUCGCGACAACCCCUGGAAAGCCUGUAAUUCCGCCGCCUUUUGCUACGAGCGCUUCGGCGACGGCCACUGCGACCCCGACUGCAACUCCAAGGCGUGUCUCUUCGACGGAAUGGACUGUCGCUUCCCGUCGGCUUCCGGCGCCGCCGACCGCAACUGCAACGAAAUGUACGAAAGCUACUGCGCCGCCAAUUACGCGAACGGCCGGUGCGACUCGGGAUGCAAUAACGCCGAGUGCGCGUGGGAUGGCCUCGACUGCGAGCCGGCCGCGCACGAGGUGGACGCGGCGGGCGAACUCAUCAUCCAAUUGGACGCUCCGUUCGCUUUGUUGACGCAAUCGACGGCCGAAUCGCGCGAAACGCUGUCUUCGCUGUUGAGGGCGUUGUCGACUGUCAUCGGAUCGGUUGUCAAACUGCGACAACUCAAGCAAAACGGCACGCAUUCCACACAACUCGUGCUCUCAGUGGACAACAGGCGCUGCGCCGCCGACCAGUGCUUCGACUCCUCGCGACAAAUCGCGUCCUUCUUGUCGGCCGCGAAGAACAAAGACGGUGACAGAUUCGCGUCUUUACUGCACUCUGGAUUCAAGAUCACGGAUAUCGACGCCACGGACGACGACCGGCUCGAGGGUGAUGUCACGCGUGACUCGCCACACGGUCUGACGUAUGUCGCCGUCGCUGUCGUCAUCCUUCUCGUGGGCGGGGCUUUCGUCGGCGUUCUCGUCACAACCAAUCGCAAGAAAGUGGCCAAAGGGAUCACGUGGUUCCCCGAGGGCUUCUUCAACGCCUCCAUGACCGGCCACUCGGCGCGCGACCGCCAUAUGGCGAAUGCCAGUGCGAGCGCCGCUUCGGGAGAGUACGGCCGCGCGCGCCGGCGCACAACAGGCGGCGCCCGAACCGGACGUCCGGACGGACAGGAAAUGCGUCAAUUCAAGAGUCGCGAGGAUCUGAUGGACGACAAGACCGCCAUCUAUGAGGAGCCCAUGGAAUGCCGGAAAUGGACGAACGCCCACUUCGAUGCCUACAACGCCUACGGAACCGAAGCCAUGACUCCGCCCCUCAACACGCCCUCCAUCGACGCCAUUGGUCCGAACGGAAUGACGCCCCUAAUGGUGGCCUCGGCCUUCCCACACCACGUGAUCACAAUCGACAACCCGGACGUCGUCUCGGCGGACAACAACGCGGUUCACGACCUUCUGAUGAACGGCGCGAACGUCGGCAUGACUUGCGACCGAACGCACGAGACGUCGCUCCACUUGGCCGCCCGUUACGCGCGCGCCGACGCCGCCAAACGCCUCCUCGACUCGGGCGCCGACUGCAACGCGACCGACGCGACGGGCAGAACGCCGCUCCACACGGCCAUCGCGUCGGACGCGCGCGGCGUCUUCGAGAUCCUUCUGCGUAACCGCCAGACGAACCUCAACGCGCGUGCGUCUGACGGCACGACUCCUUUGAUUCUGGCGGCGCGUCUCGCGAACGAAGGAAUGUUAGAGCAGUUAGUGAUGAGUGAAUGCGAUCUCAACGCCGCCGACGACUGCGGAAAGACUGCUCUCCAUUGGGCGGCGUCUGUCAACAACUACGACGCCGUUCGCGUCCUAUUGGUCAACGGCGCCAAUCGCGACGCCCAAAACAAUCGGGAGGAAACGCCCCUUUUUCUGGCCGCCAGAGAGGGCGCCUUCCAGUGCGCGAGACUUCUGCUCGAAAGCAACGCCAACCGCGACAUCACUGACCACAUGGACCGCCUCCCGCGUGAUGUAGCGCUCGAGCGCAUGCACACCGACAUCGUGGGCCUCCUCGACGAGUUCGUGCCACCCAUGCCCACCCCCGCCUCCCACAACGCCCCCAUUUCGCCCAAACAACACUCUCUGCGCCGCAAACCGAGUCAGGCGCGCGCCGUCCCGCCUCUGCCGCCGCCGCGCAACCAAAUGACGUCACAACAGAUCUACGAGUUAUCGCCGCCGCUCGUGAGUCCGCCCUCUCGGCCGCCGCCAACUUACGAGGACAGCCUCACCUUCAAACAGCGCCAACUGCUGCAACAGCCGCCUCUCAUGACGCAAUGGCCGCAAACGGGGGUCCAGGUGAACCCCCGCCCCCCCGAGUCCUAUCUCACGCCUUCCCCCGACUCCCCCAACACGUGGAUCUCGUCGCCCUCCACGUCGUCGCCCAUCUCAGCGCACGACUGGCUGUCGCUGCAGACGACGGACGCGACGACGACUGUCGUCCAGCAGUCGUCAGUGCAGUCGCCGUCGGGCGCGCGCUUCGCCCCGUCGUCGACACAACAGGCGGUCUUCAUAUGAGUUUCUGUACAUAUUUCUGCUGUAAAUACAACUGUAAUCGCAUUUAAUCCUAAUUUAAUCGCAUUUUAAUCCAAUAAAGACUUGUGUGACACACAUAUGUGUGCGCACGCGCUCUCAGAGUUGAAUGACUUUUGAUUUUGUUUUGAAAA
Molecule: messenger RNA, 4400 nt
Organism: Oppiella nova
Lineage: Eukaryota; Metazoa; Arthropoda; Arachnida; Sarcoptiformes; Oppiidae
Source: the annotation of a GenBank genome assembly